GUUGCAUGCUGGGUAGUGUAGUUCCUAUAUUGCUAGCUCAUAACUUCACAAUGGCGUUCGACGGAGAAGACGUUGUUUUGGUUAUUAUGGUUUAUAGAUCUUAAUCACAACGUACACGCACACACAUAUAUGUCUUUUAAUAGAGUAAACAUCGUUAAUACUUGUUCGUAUCCGGACACAUUAGUCUGAGUGCACUUUGACGUGCUAGCCUAGCCUAGCCUGCUGGUUAGCUUAGCUUGUUAGCUAAGAAAGAAGUGAUGGACGCAGCCAAGCAGAGAUGCAAAACGUCUGUGAGGAACAUCCCUAACCCUAAGCAGCAGGAGUGGAGCUUCAGGAUGGAGGAGGAGGAGGAGCCACAGCCCUCCCACUUCAAAGAGGAAGAUGAGGCGCCACAGACCCUGUCCAUUAAAAAGGAAGAAGAGAGCCCACUGACCCCCCACUUCAAAGAAGAAGAGGAGGCCCCACAGCCCCCUCACAUUAAAGAGGAAGAGGAGGAACACAGCAUCAGUCAGGAGUUCCCAGUGAGAGUUGUCAUUGUAAAGAGUGAAGAUGAGGAGGUCAAAGGUGAGAGAGACCACUGUGGAGCAGACAAGAUGUUUGCUCCACUAUCAGAUGGUGACGAGGCGACGUCUCACUCUGCUGACACUGAUGAUGAUGAUGCAACAUGUCACACUGACAACACACACUUGACAUGUUCUCACUGUGACAAAACCUUCAAAUACCCCAGUCAUCUGAAAGCACACCUGAGAACGCACACCGGAGAGAAACCCUUUUCCUGCUCAGAGUGCGGUAAAAGCUUCCCACAAUGUAACAGUUUGAAGGAGCACAUGCGAAUACACACCGGAGAGAAACCUUUUCCCUGCGCGGAAUGUGGCAGAGAUUUUAGACUAAAACACAUGCUGAAACAACACAUGCAAAUACACACCGGAGAAAAACCCUUUACCUGUUCAAUAUGCGGUAAAGGCUUCGUGCGAAGUCUGCAUUUAAAAAGACACGCCAGAACACACACUGGUGAAAAAACGUUUGCAUGUCCAAACUGCGACAAAAGCUUUUAUGACCGAUCCAACCUCGUAACACACAAGAGAACACACACCGGAGAGAAACCUUUUUCCUGCUCGGAAUGUGGUAAAGGUUUCGCACAGAGUAAUAGCUUGAAAGAGCACAUGAGAAUACACACCGGAGAGAGACCUUUUUCCUGCUUAGCAUGUGGCAAAGGUUUUACUCAAAGUAAUAGAUUGAAAGAGCACAUGAGAACACACACUGGAGAAAAACCUUUUUCCUGCCCUGAAUGUGGUAAAGGGUUUUCCCGAAAUAGUGCCAUCAAAGACCACAUGAGUACGCACAAUGCAGAGAAACCUUUUUCCUGCUCUGAAUGUGGUCGAGAUUUUAGACUCAAAAAAGUGCUGAAGCAACACAUCAGAAUACACACUUGAGAGAAACCUUUUCCUUGUUCACUUUGUUGCAAAGGUUUUACACAAACGUAACGCUUUGAACGUUCACAUGAGGAUACACACGAGAUAAAACCCUUUACCUGUUCAAUCUGUUGCAUGAAGUCAAUAUUUGAAAAAACUGUCUAAACUUGACUAUUGACUUUCUAACAUCGGCACAUACAACAUUGUUGUUCUUAUUAUACUUCUAACAUGUAUAGAUGAUAUACUUUACAUUUAUGUAAUAUUGUGUACUUUGAUUUAAAAAUGAAGAGAACAGUUUGACUGAAAAGGUGAGAGUAAAAAGUACAAAACAGGUUCUUCUGGAAGCAUAUUAUUAUUUACUUUAUACAUCAUUUGAGUGUUUUAUACAAGAUCAUUUACUUUUAAAAUGUGUGACUUUAUCAAUCAUUUGUUGGCUCCCAAUAAUCCAUUCUAUUAAUGAUCUUUAUUACUCUCUUUUGUAAUAUGAAU
Nerophis lumbriciformis (worm pipefish) is the source of this 1901-nucleotide messenger RNA. The record is from RefSeq and is a predicted model, not a curated record. Lineage: Eukaryota; Metazoa; Chordata; Actinopteri; Syngnathiformes; Syngnathidae.